AUGAGGCAAGGAAUAAAGUUUUACACGAUCAUCUUUGUGAUGCAAAAGGAUUUGAGCAAUGAGCUGAAUACCAAAACAUCCCCAACAACCAACCAGGCACCUGGCCCAGAUGAAAAGGCGAAAGCUGGAAAUACCAAGAAGGCUGAGAAGGAAGAGGAGAUUGAUACUGAUCUGAUAGCACCACAAACAGAGAAGGCUGCUCUUGCUAUUCAGGGCAAGUUCCCACGAUUCCAGAAAAGGAAAAAGGAUCCCACCUCCUGA
This is a messenger RNA of Orycteropus afer afer, 261 nucleotides long. The record is from RefSeq and is a predicted model, not a curated record. NCBI's taxonomy places the organism in Eukaryota, Metazoa, Chordata, Mammalia, Tubulidentata, Orycteropodidae.